Molecule: messenger RNA, 823 nt
Organism: Camelina sativa (false flax)
Lineage: Eukaryota; Viridiplantae; Streptophyta; Magnoliopsida; Brassicales; Brassicaceae
Product: large ribosomal subunit protein bL12cz
Biological process (GO): translation
Cellular component (GO): chloroplast; ribosome
Molecular function (GO): structural constituent of ribosome; mRNA binding
Source: RefSeq, a predicted model, not a curated record
UUUCCUCUUCCUCCUACAAUCCAAUCAAACACUUCACACACAGAGAGAGCGAAACUCAAAUCCCGAAGAAGCCAAAAGAGUGAAACAAUGGCGUCGACGACUCUCUCAAUCGCAAGCUCAAUCCGUUCUUCAUCUUACCCAACCAUAGCUUCCGCUAAUCACUUCCCUUCCCGAACCACCACAUUCGAAUUCCCCUCCCGCUUCGGUGGUGCUUCGUCUUCCACACUCACUCACCGUGCAACUCAUCUCCGUCCCAUCGCCGCCGUCGAAGCUCCGGAGAAAAUCGAGAAGAUUGGAUCCGAAAUCUCAUCCUUAACCCUCGAAGAAGCUCGCAUUCUCGUCGAUUACCUUCAGGACAAGUUCGGCGUCUCUCCACUCUCCUUAGCUCCAGCUGCAGCGGCUGUUGCAGCUCCGGCCGACGGUGGUGCGGCGGCUGUAGUGGAGGAGCAAACCGAGUUCGAUGUGAUUAUCAACGAGGUUCCUAGUAGCUCGCGUAUCGCAGUGAUUAAAGCUGUGAGGGCUUUGACUAGCUUGGCGUUGAAGGAAGCUAAGGAGCUUAUCGAAGGGUUGCCCAAGAAGUUUAAAGAAGGAGCGACUAAGGAUGAGGCUGAAGAAGCUAAGAAGACUCUUGAAGAAGCCGGUGCUAAAGUCUCCAUUGCUUAAGGUUUUUUUAAAUAAAGUUCUUCUCUUUUCUGGAAAUUUCGGGGUCUUUUGUGUUGUUUAGUAUAGUUUGCUUUUGGAAUUGUUGAUUCAGCUUUAAGAAAUUGUUGUAAUUUGAGUAAAUUUGGCUACCGUUAUGCUGAUUUAGCCAUUGUUGCGUAGA